Molecule: messenger RNA, 4448 nt
Organism: Aedes albopictus (Asian tiger mosquito)
Lineage: Eukaryota; Metazoa; Arthropoda; Insecta; Diptera; Culicidae
Exons: 2
Coding region: 1-2778 (925 amino acids)
Source: RefSeq, a predicted model, not a curated record
AUGGUGUGGACUAUUUUUUUCAGCGUUUGUGCGUCGGCUUUUGGUGAUAGUGUGAUGACUCUGUUUAUGAAGUUGGUUAUGACGAUGUGCCGCCAAAGGGGAAUGUAUCCAAACCACAUCGUCAAUACCCUCAAAUGCAUCUUUCCGCUAUUAGAAGACCGCAGCCCUUAUAUGCACGAACUACAGAAGGCAGUGAACCGGUUAAAAAGAUCUUUGUUGAAUAUAGAGAUCAAACACACUUGGUACUCGAUUAAGCAGUGCAACAAACAAGUCAAAGAGCUGAGGCUGCGCAUAACGGAAACAGUAGGACACGAAAUGUGUACAAUGUUCUACGAAACCCAAGAAGCAACAUUCCAAAAGAUGUACCAUAACCGCACCAGGACUGUCAACGAUAAGCUAGAUCGACUGUGUAGAAAAAUAUCCGAUGAGGCCACCCCUUCAAUCAACGAAAAAGCUGUCUUCAACGCAACGUCCAAGCAAAUACCGGAGGAGAUGCUCACGCUUCUGAGUUUGGGGCCAAAGUUCACACUCCCGUACACCAACGUUAUCCAGCUUCCCAUCUACCACCUCCUAGCAGGCAUCGAAAACAUCAUCAAAACGCAACCAACCAAAAGCAUCCAGGAUCAAACAAGAUGCCAAAUAGUACACCGGGUACAAAACUUCUUGAACCACCCACAGUCUCUCAACUCCGUGGAUCCAGUCGCCAGAUUUUGCAAAUCCGCAAUUAGAGUGACCAAGAAGUUCAUCGCCGACAACCCCGAAUUAUGCAUAACCGAAUCAGACAAGGGCAACCGAACGGUUAUUAUGAACAUCGAGGAUUACGAUCGAAAAAUGAAAACGCUGGUCGACGAUGACACGGUGUACGUCAAGCUGAAUAAGGACCCAACCAGUGGAUACGAGACUAAAAACAACGAAAUGGUCAAGCGUCUGAGGAAUCUGUCUCUCAUAGACGAUCGCACAGCUUACAAGCUAAAAUGCAACACGGCCGUCUGCCCUCGCAUAUACGGCCAGCCCAAAGCCCACAAACCCGACCUUCCCCUUAGGCCAGUCGUACCCAACAUCACGAGCCCCACAUACCAUCUCUCGAAAUACGUGAGCGUCAUACUACAAAACGCAAUGUGCAGUCCACACAACAUACGGGAUUCGUUUACGUUUGCAUCCGAGAUAAACCGAAUGAAAAUUCCAGAAAACCACGUCGUUGUCUCAUUCGACGUGAUUUCCUUGUUUACUAACAUUCCCAAGGAACUGGUGUUACAAGGAAUUUUCAGAAACUGGGAAAAAAUUAAACGACACACACAGAUCAAUCUCGAUCUGUUUCAAGAGCUCGUCGCUUUCUGCUUGGAUACCAGCUACUUUAUGUUCCGUGCACAAGUCUACCACCAGCAAUUUGGGACAGCCAUGGGGAGUCCUCUGUCGCCAAUCCUGGCAGACAUGGUUCUCGACGAACUGAUAGACACCGUAGUCCAAAGGCUGGAUUACGUGAUAAAUUUCCUCAAAAAAUAUGUGGACGACUUCUUCUUGGUACUACCCCGAGACAAAGUCGACUACACUCUUCAAGUUUUCAACAGCUAUAACGAGCACCUCCAGUUUACUGUCGAGGUUGAAAACGAAAACAAACUACCUUUCCUUGAUGUGGUAGUAAUCAGAGGAGAUGACCAAAUGCUAUCGACAGAAUGGUAUGCGAAGCCCAUAGCGUCAGGCAGACUCGUCAACUAUUUCUCAUACCACCCACUGCCACAGAAAAUGAACGUAAUAACCAACUUCAUAAACAGAGUCAUCACACUAUCACCAAAAGCCGACGCACAAACGCUGAAAAAAAUAGUCCACACCAUCCUACGCAACAAUAACUAUCCAACCAAUUUGAUCAAUCGCAUCUUCCAUCGAACUCUAUCACAUGCCACUGCCGGACCACCACUCGGGCCAACAUCCAAUAGCAUUGCCAACAAUGUUAACUCUAUGCCACACCACAUCGCUACCAACACCACCACCGCCAGCACCGCUAACACCGAAGCCACCUCCACCACCUCCACCGCCACCCACACCACCACCAACGCUGCUACCUCCAUCCCCACUGCACCAGAUCCAGACCAGAACACCUGCACUCCAACAGCCCCAUCAACGCAUCCUACAACUGAUGCAUUCAAAUACGUCAGCCUCCCGUAUAUCCCCCAACUCAGCCAGAGUAUAAGCCGAUGCCUGCAACAGGAAUACCCAACGGUGAAGAUAGCUAACCGAAAGGUUAACACAGUCGGACACCUACACACCAGAGUCAAAGACCGUAUAGACCCGAUGCAGCAACACAACGUGAUAUACCAAAUACCAUGUAGCGACUGUAACCAAGUCUACAUCGGUAUGACGACGAACAAACUGAGAAAACGCUUAAGUGGGCACCAAUCGAACAUCAAUCAACUCAACCGACUACGGGACCAGGGUUACACCAACACCGACCAAGCAAUGAUCCAACAGAGCUCAAAAACAGCCCUAACCGAGCACUGCGUAAAAGAGGAUCAUCGCUUCGCUCUGCAACAGACGAAAAUACUCGAUAGGACACACAACAGAUCCACUCUGCCCCUGCUAGAAUGUUUCCACAUCUACAAUACCCCCCGCACAGUGAACCACCGCACCGACGUAGAAGGCCUCAGCUCCAUAUACUGCGGGCUUCUACGAACAAUAGCAGCAAAACAAGUCAAGAGAACCCAAACAAACCCGCCGCCACCACAGCACCCCAGCACAUCCAACCCCGACAACCAACAACCAACAGAUGAUCAACAGCAAUAAAUCACCAUAACACUACCCCACAGACAUAGGUACCAGUCCAACUUCACACACAUCGUCACAUGUAACUGAGAGAGACAUUUCAACAAUCUCCCAAAAAUUCUCCAUUAGCAUUUCCACUAAAACUAGUAAUCAGUGUCUAGACGCCAUGAUAGUGUUCGGCGCAGUGGUAAAACAAAUUAUUGUAAACUACACCCUCACCAUCUACCCACAAAUAGCCAACACAAGCUUAAAUUCACCAAACCCGACAGCCCUACGCCAAGCAACCGGCGAUACAAACGUAGCGGUAUCCCUAUAACCUCCCUGAAGAAGGCCCAAACCAAGGGUCGAAACGUCGGAUGAAAUAGUAUCACCCCGCUUAUAAUUUAUCCGGACCGAAAAGCCAACCAUAGAGGGAUAACUCUGCCAAUCCGUCGGUCGUUUCCACAAUCAGUACUACUUAAGUACUCCAUCAAACUGGAGCCUCUCAAGUUAAUGUCUGAGCUGCCCCAGAUGAUAUGGUGAGCGUUAGCAUCACUGCCAACAAUUAGCGGAAGGCCUUUUGAAGUGCAGUAUGCGAUUACUUGUUUGAAAGCAUCCGGAGCAUAGGAGCCCUGCCAAGGUGGUUCCACUUCCCUAAUAAUUGAUUAUUCACGAGUUGAAAAGAACGCAACAAAUUCAGCUUCCGUUUUGUCUGCAACAAAAGUUUUAGAGAUCAUGUCAUUAUCUGUCACCAGUUGGGAUAAUGAGUAAUCGCCGCGCCUUCCUUGUUGCUUGUUUUGUGCCUCUUUUGUCUGACAAUUCUCUUCACUGCUUAAGGUUGCAGAAGCGGAUUGUUUCAGAAAUUGCCCCAUGAGUUUCUUCAGAAAUUACUUCGGAAUUAACUCCAGAAAUUCCUCUACAGAUUCCUACAGAAAUUUCUCCCAGAAUUCCUAUAGCAAACAGUCCAUGGACUUCCUCAGAAAUGUCCACAUGAAAUCUUUUAGAAAUCCCUCCAGGGAUUCCUUUGGAAAUUCUGCCAUGAAUUCCAGCAGGAAUUAUUUAAGUUAGUCCUUCAGAAAACCAGAUAUUCAUAAUUCCUUCAGAAAUUUAUCAAAGCUUUCCUUCAAAAAUUACUUCAGGGUUUGCUUUAACGACUCUUCAAGACAUUCUUCCAGGAUUUUUUCAAGGAUUCCCUUAAUUUCUUCCAAAAUUACUUCAUGCAUUCCUUUACACAUUACUGCAGCGAUUCUUUCAGAAAAUCUUCCUUUGAUUUCUUUAGAAAUCACUUCACGGAAAUCCUUCAUAAAGUCUUUCAAGCAUUUUUUUUUUCGGAAAUUCCUAAAGCCAGUUCUUUUGAAAUUCUUCCAGUUAUUGCGUCAUGAAUUAGUAUAGAUAUUUCUUCAGCAAUUUCUCCAAUGGCUUCAUUGAAAUUUCCCGAAUUGAUGUUAUUCGGGGCUCCUACAGAGAUUCUUGUUUGAGAUUUCUUUCAGUGAUACCAGCAGGAACUCGUACAGGUAUUUCUCUGUAUUUCUCAAGAAUUUCCUUUAGGAUUUCCUCCUGAGAUACCUCUAGAAAUAUCCUCAAAUUUUCAGUUAAACCUGUAAAAAUAUCUCCAGAAUUUUUUAAUGGAAUUGCUACAAGAAUUCCGUAAUAAAAAAUGUAUCACGAGAUGCUUCUAGGAAGAUUUACAGAGGUUGAUCCAUUUCUAUCUC